GGUGUGUGCAUUGUGCGGGAGGCGUGUAUCCCUCUCCCAACCAAAGAGCAAGGAGAGAAAUCGACUGGACCACGCAACAGCCUCUCUGCUCCAAACAGAAUGUCGUCAAGGAAUGUAUUCUAGCUGGAAAUGCAAGGGAGCACCGACCAGUCGCAGUAUUUUAUUUAAAAUCUAUAGACCCAUAAUAAUCUGAAAUAUGGCUGAAGUGAAGUCGAGGUGAGUUGCGCUGUUGCUCAGACAACUUGCUGUUGAGUGGUGCGCACUCCACUCUCCGCCUCUCGCCAGCCAGCCUGUCGGAUGAAAAGAAAACGGAUAGAUCCCCUUCUUUUUUGUUCUUCUAUCAAUCGAUAGUCAUUAGACUGUGGAAUCAUGUCGAUGGGACAGGACGAAAACUCAGUCCGGGUGGCUUUGAGGAUUCGUCCUCAACUGGCCCGGGAGAAGAUCGAGGGAUGUCACAUCUGUACGUUUGUGACCCCAGGGGAGCCCCAGGUGAUGCUGGGUAAAGACAAGGCCUUUACUUAUGACUAUGUGUUCGACAUGGACUCCUGUCAGGACAGCAUCUACGCUAGCUGCACUGAGAAGCUGAUCGAGGGCUGCUUCGAAGGCUACAACGCCACCAUUUUUGCCUAUGGCCAGACAGGGUCAGGUAAGACCUACACCAUGGGUACAGGGUUUGAUGUUAAUAUCGGGGAAGAGGAGUUGGGCAUCAUACCCCGGGCAGUCAACCACCUCUUCAGGGGCAUCGAGGAGCGCCAGGAGGCCGCUAAAGAGCAGGGACGACCCGUUCCUGAGUUCAAGAUCAACGCACAGUUCCUGGAGCUUUACAAUGAGGAGGUGCUGGAUCUGUUUGACUCUACACGGGACCUGGAAGCUCGGACGCAGAAAUCCCACAUAAAAAUCCACGAGGACGCUAAUGGAGGAAUCUACACAGUAGGGGUGACCACACGAACGGUAGCCUCCGAGGCAGAGAUGAUGCAGUGUCUGAAGCUGGGUGCUCUGUGUCGAACCACCGCCAGCACCCAGAUGAACGUCCAGAGCUCCCGUUCUCAUGCUAUCUUCACCAUUCACCUGUGCCAAGUCAGAGUCUGUGCAUCCGACAAUAAAGACAACAACGAGACAGACAACAGCGAGACUGACAACAGGAUUGCUAACGGCAACUCGGAGAUGGAAGAGUAUGAGACACUGACCGCCAAGUUUCACUUUGUGGACCUGGCCGGUUCUGAAAGGCUGAAGAGAACCGGUGCAACAGGAGACCGAGCUAAGGAGGGAAUCUCCAUCAACUGUGGACUGCUUGCUCUGGGGAAUGUAAUUAGUGCUUUGGGAGACAGGAGCAAGCGAUCCACGCACGUGCCCUACAGAGACUCCAAACUCACCCGGCUCCUACAGGACUCUCUAGGUGGAAACAGCCAAACGAUGAUGAUAGCCUGCAUCAGUCCGUCUGACCGGGACUUCAUGGAGACUCUGAACGCCUUGAAGUACGCUAACAGAGCCAGGAACAUUAAGAACAAGGUGAUGGUGAACCAGGACAAGGCCUCCCAGCAGAUCUCUGCUCUCAGGACAGAAAUCGCCAGGCUCCAGAUGGAACUGAUAGAGUACAGGACCGGUAAGCGUAUGGUGGGAGAGGAUGGUAUGGAGAGCAUCAACGACAUGGUCCAUGAAAACACCAUGCUGCAGACUGAGAACAGCAACCUGAGGAUCAGGGUCAAAGCCAUGCAGGAGACCAUUGACGCCCAGAGGGCCAGACUCACACAGUACCUCAGUGACCAGGCCAACCAGGUCCUCGCCAGGGCAGGUGAGGGCAGUGAAGAGAUUGGGAACAUGAUCCGGAGCUAUAUCAAAGAGAUAGAGGACCUCAGGGCCAAACUCCUGGAAAGUGAGUCUAUGAAUGAAAACCUGCGUAAGAACCUGUCCCGUGCCUCCUCACGCCAGUCCUUCUAUCCCGGAACCUUCUCCCCUGCCCUCCUGGCCCCCGAGAAGGAGGCCUCCGACAUCAUCGAGAUGGCCAAGAAAGAUCUGGAGAAACUCAAGAAGAAGGAGAGGAAGAAGAAGAAGAGGCUCCAGCAGCUGCUGGAAGAGAGAGAGAGGGAGGAGCUUGUAGAGGAGGAGGAUGGCAGUGUCGUCAAGGAAGAGGUCCCCGACAAUGACCAAGACCAAGGGAUGGAAAAAGAGCUGACUGAGCGGUCCAAUGACGAGCCUGAGAUGGAGGGGAGUGACCAUGAGGAUGAGGAAGAUGAGGAGGAGGAAGAGGAGGAGAUGGAUGUGGAGGAGAGCUCUGAUGAUUCAGACUCUGAGUCAGAUGAGAAAGAGAACUUCCAGGCGGACCUGGCCAACAUCACGUGUGAGAUCGCCAUCAAGCAGAAGCUGAUAGAUGAACUGGAGAACAGCCAGCGCCGUCUGCACACGCUCAAACAGCAGUACGAGCAGAAACUGAUGAUGCUGCAGAGCAAGAUCAGAGACACACAGCUGGAGAGAGACCGGGUGCUGCACAACAUGGGCUCAGUGGAGACAUGCAGCGACGAUAAGGCUAAGAAGAUCAAGCAGGAGUACGAGAAGAAGCUGAGCAUCAUGAACAAGGAACUACAGAAGCUACAGUCAGCCCAGAAGGAACACGCACGCCUGCUCAAGAACCAAUCCAAGUACGAGACACAGCUGAAGAAGCUCCAACUGGACGUCACAGAGAUGAAGAAGACAAAGGUUCGUCUGAUGAAGCAGAUGAAGGAUCAGCAGGAGAAGAACAGGAUGACCGAGUCCAGGAGAAACCGAGAGAUCGCCACCCUCAAGAAGGACCAGCGCAAACAGGAGCACCAGCUGAAGCUACUAGAAGCCCAGAAGAGACAACAGGAGCUAAUUUUGCGCAGGAAGACUGAGGAGGUGUCUGCUCUGAGGAGACAGGCCAGGCCUAUGUCUGGUAAGGCGACCAGCAGGAAGGUGAGUCUCCCAGAGCCCCUCCAGGACUCCUCCCACCGACCCCCCUCAGGACGCCUGCAGUCCUCUGGCUCCACCGCCACCAAUGGAACCAGGUCCUACUACAGGCGGUCAACAGGCAUAUAUUCCACCCGAGUGGCCAGGGUGAAGUGGCAGUCUCUGGAGCGUCGUAUCUCUGAUGUCAUCAUGCAGAGGAUGACCAUAUCCAACAUGGAGUCUGAAAUGAACCGCCUGCUCAAGCAACGUGAGGAGCUGACCAAGCGGAGGGAGAAGGUGACCAGAAAGAGGGACAGGCUGGCGGGGGAGGGGCCUGAGGCUGAAAAGGCGGUGCUUCCCCUCAACGAGGAAGUGGACGCCGUGGUUGCCAACAUCGACUACAUCAACGACAGCAUCGCUGACUGCCAGGCCAACAUUAUGCAGAUGGAGGAAGCCAAGGAGGAGGUUGACACGGUGGAUGUUUCCGCAGUCAUCAGCUCCUGUACUCUAACAGAAGCCCGCUUCCUGCUGGACCACUUCAUGUCUAUGGCCAUCAACAGAGGUCUGCAGGCGGCUCAGAGGGAGUCCCAGGUGAAGGUGAUGGAGGGCAGGCUGAAGCAGACGGAGAUCACCAGCGCCACUCAGAACCAGCUGCUGUUCCACAUGCUGAAGGAGAAGGCUGAGUUUAACCCCGAACUGGACGCCCUGCUGGGGAACGCUCUGCAAGAGCUAGGUAACAUGCCAUUGGAGAACGGGGAUGACAGCAGCAGUGACGAAUCUGCCCAGAGUCCUGCAACAGAGGGACACUCCCUGGCAUCAGAUCUAAUGAAACUCUGUGGAGAGACCAAAACAAGGAGCAAGGCUCGUAGAAGAACCACCACUCAGAUGGAGUUGCUCUACGCCAAUAGUGACGCCACCCCUGACAUGCCCAGCGGUGAUUUCUUCCCCUGUCUCCCAUUGGCUGAAACACCAGAAGAGGGCAGAGAUCCUGAGACCCCCAUUGGCUCAUCAGUCAGGGACAGAGACUUUAUGGCUCAUUCUCCUGGCUUGGCCUCUAAGAUGGGCAGCAUUUCCGGCUCCAUGGCUGCCGCCUCCUCGGGGGUGGAAAAGAGAGUUCCAGAGCCCUCGCCGCUCUCUCGCAGGAAGACCUAUGACAGGCCACAAGCGGCGGCUAAGGUGAAGGAGAUCAAACAAGGGGUAAUCAACCCAGUGCCCUCUUCAAAGGGCAGUCGGUCAGCAACACUACAGUGUGUCCACGUGGCUGAGGGUCACACUAAAGCGGUGUUGUGUGUUGACUCUACUGAUGACCUCCUCUUCACCGGCUCCAAAGACCGUACGUGUAAGGUGUGGAACCUGGUAACGGGUCAGGAGAUCAUGUCCCUGGCGGGUCACCACAACAAUGUGGUGUCAGUCCGCUACAGCUCCAGCCUGGUCUUCACCGUCUCCACCUCCUACAUCAAGGUCUGGGACAUCCGAGACUCAGCCAAGUGCAUCCGCACCCUCACGUCUUCUGGUCAGGUGACUCCUGGCGAUGCCUGUGCGUCCAGCACCAACCGGACUGUCACCAUCCCGGCAGGAGAGAACCAGAUCAACCAGAUUGCCCUCAACCCCAGCGGCUCUGUCCUGUACGCCGCCGCCGGCAACUCUGUCAGAGUCUGGGACGUAGGAAGAUUUGUAUCUACAGGGAAGCUGACUGGUCACCUGGGUCCAGUCAUGUGUCUGACUGUGGACCAGAGCGGGAACGGUCAGGAUCUGGUCAUCAGCGGCUCCAAGGACCAUUACAUCAAGAUGUUUGACGUGGCAGAGGGGGCCCUGGGUGCUAUUGGCCCCACACACAACUUUGAGCCUCCCCACUACGAUGGUAUCGAGUCCCUGGUGGUGCAGGGGGACGUCCUCUUCAGUGGCUCCAGAGACAACGGCAUUAAGAAGUGGGACUUGGCCCGCAAAGACCUACUGCAGCUAGUGCCCAAUGCCCACCGUGACUGGGUGUGUGCCCUGGGUGUGGUGCCUGGCUCUCCGGCCCUGCUGAGCGGCUGUAGAGGAGGGGUGCUCAAGCUUUGGCACACAGACACACGGGGCCCUGGGGAACUCAAGGGCCACGAGAGCCCCAUCAACGGCAUCUCCACCAACAGCAGCCACCUCUUCACAGCAUCUGAUGAUCGAACAGUGAAGAUCUGGCGUGCCCGAGGCGGACUCGACAGCACCUUGGAGACGACGGCGGACACCACUGACGAGGUGGCCAAUAACUGAACAUGGCUGUGACCUCCCGUCGUGACCCUUAACCUUGGACGCUGCUGACUAGCACUUUUACCUCUGACCUUUCACCUUGGAAACCAUGGAAACCACCUACCCCCCCAGCCCCCACAUAUUGUAACCAUAAACUGUGCAAGCCCGCAGGAAUGGAAUCUUAUCUCAGCAAAAGUAGCUGUAGUCUUUCCACAGAGUGAGAUAGAUGUAUCCUUAGGGAAAUUUAUCUAGUCUAACCUGCCUGGCAGUUGCACUGACUUGUGCAGAAUAAAUUAUCUGUUUGCUUGGUAGACAUCUUUCCCUCUCAACUCAUAUUAAGUAUAUAGUAAGCCCACACGGGUCAUAUUUAGACACACACACAUACACACAUACACACUAAUAGAGGCAGAUUUUUAGGGUCUUUCUGGGCUGGGGGAGUUAAUGAAGGUGAGUGGUGCAGAGAGGAGGAAAAUAGGAUGGGUGGGCCACUGGGCUCUGUAGCUGGGCUCUGUAGCUGGGCUCUGUAGCUGGGCUCUGUAGCUGGGCUCUGUAGCUGGGCUCUGUAGCUGGGCUUUGUAGCUGGGCUCUGUAGCUGGGCUUUGUAGCUGGGCUUUGUAGCUGGGCUCUGUAGCUGGGCUCUGUAGCUGGGCUCUGUAGCUGGCCUACAAGACCUGGACCAGGUUCUCCAGUGGCACAGCAAAGGAACAGAAGCACUGUAAGCAGAACCACUGUCCCUCUUUAUCUGAUAUCAAUGUGGCUUUAUGUCAACUGACAAAUCACCGCACCCCCUUAAAUCACCGCUUGGUUUAAACGUUAUUUUGCUUCGAAUUCAGCUCCCACUUAUUGUAGCUGACCAAAUUGUGAAACUUGUCUUGCACUGUCAACUGGAUACACUAACUAACAAUACUCUUGUAACCACUUGGAAAACGUCUUCAGUCAGUCACCUUCUGUCUGCUAUCUUCGUCUUUACACGUAAUCCUUACUGACUCUAUGUGCAAAUACAAUGUCUCUUUGAGGAUACACCGACUGUCUUCACUCACUCGUCCACUGCUCAUAAUUUAUAUCUAUGUAGUAAUGUACGAUUCUCCUCUUAAUACUGUUACCACACCCUCCCUCUAAAAGUUGUGAACUAACCUAACGCCUGUGCUGCUAAGUUGUUUGCUCACCUUUGACCCAUAGAGGUCUUCUGUUCUGAACCCCAGGUGAGGUCCACAUGGUAACCGUAGUUACGUACUGUAUAUAAUAAUGUAAAGUGUGAGGAGGAGAGCAGCCGUUUACCUGUGCCUGUACUGUCAGCCUCCUAUCCUGGUCCUGGAAGUCCCCCGUGUUUGGUGGUUGUAUCAUGUGCCAGUUUUACUGCACAUUACAACUGCAAUAUUUGUGAUUGCUGUGAGCCAGGGCUGGGGUCAAUACCAUUUCAAUUCAGAAAGUAACACAAAUUAGAGAUUUGAAAUGGAAUUGACCCCAACUAUGGUGUAAGCUGAACCUGUCAAAUAAUUCAUUGUAUCUGCUAGGACUAUUGAAUGUUAAAGGACAAGUAGCAGCAGCCAUCAACACAUGAUCUAUAUGUUAACAGUAUUGUAUGAUGAAAUCAACUGAAGGUUAGCAUUGUUGAUCACCAAAACUCGCUCCACAAGGGAAACUGAGGACCAUAGUUCGGAGACGGUGUUCUAACAGCACUCUUAAUGCUUUUGAACAGAGCCUCUCUCCCUGACCCUGUGUCAGCCUGUUAUGUUUCCUGGUCUGAGUCUGAAAUUGCACCCUAUUGCCUAUAUAGUGCACUACUUUUGUACAUAGCACUAUGGACCCUGGUCAAAAGCUUGUGCAUUAUAUAGGGAAUAGUGUGCAAUUUCAGAUGCAGCCCUGAUUCUCUUGUUCUGUUAAACUGUAUGUAAUUAAAACCAAUCCUGGGUUCCCUUCUGGGGUUUAACUGUAGAUGGCCCUCCCCAAAAUGUCUGACUCUGUACUGUAGCAGUUCUGAUGUCAGAUGCCUGGUGAAAUAAAUGUCAUCCUUCAAAAACCA
This is a messenger RNA of Oncorhynchus masou masou (cherry salmon), 7150 nucleotides long. Its product is annotated as kinesin-like protein KIF21A. NCBI's taxonomy places the organism in Eukaryota, Metazoa, Chordata, Actinopteri, Salmoniformes, Salmonidae. Gene Ontology annotation, biological process: microtubule-based movement; mitotic spindle organization; spindle elongation. The record is from RefSeq and is a predicted model, not a curated record. Gene Ontology annotation, cellular component: microtubule associated complex. Gene Ontology annotation, molecular function: ATP binding; microtubule motor activity; microtubule binding.